GCUGCGUGCUGGCAGUUUCAUUUGCAAGCGCCUGUAUUAACGCAUAUCGUAAUUAUAAUAUAACGCUCAGCUCCACACACCGCGUCAUCGGUUUAAAUUUCUACGCAGGAAGUAUGAACGCUGCCUUGUCGCCGAUGGCACUCGCUGGAAAUACUGAUACCUUUCGAACAUUAUUUAUAAAUUCAAGUAAAUAAAAACAAGACUCGAGAUAGUAAUCGCACUGAAUCUGUGAUGGUGUCCAAUAGUAAUUAGUUAACUAAAUUUUAUAUUCGUACAUUUACUGAGUAAUUAAGCAUGUGGUUCCAGACAUUUUCCAUUGUCAUUGUAAUUGGUUGUGUCAAAAGUUUCGAGUUUACGAAAGUUAUUAUCUCAUCUUCAACGCUGGAACUUAUGGCAUUCGCGCAAUGCGAAGUUCAAUGUUAUUCGAUUGAAGAGGACGAGGACAUAUCAACACUUGAAACCAACGACACGUCUGAAGAGAUUUCCACAACAUUACCGGAAUGUAUCUAUGAAAUUAACACUGAAGAUUCAAGAUUCUACUGCAGCACCAUAUGCGAUGAUUCUAAUGGCUGUAUUAAGGACUGUUCUUGCUUGAGGGAACUUCGCAACAAUUCAGUCCGUAGGUCUGCAGUGAAAGGUCCGGGCCCAUCUGCACCCCAUCUUCACUGCAGAGAGGCAACCUUGCUCAGUGUCGAAUGGGAGUGUCAGGGAGACCCAAUGUUCGCCGUUGAGGUGAGAAGCGAAGGAGAUCAGGACUGGAGACCAUGGGGCACGACACGGAGGAAAAUGGUGACACUGUACGGCUUGAGGGAAAAUACGCCGUACCAGUUACGAGUGGUAGCCAUUUUGCCUGACGGACAACUCGGAAACGCCUCCACUAGCUCAUGGAUUUCCACUCUAAACCAUACUUUCCAGCCAGGUUCUGUGAGUGACGUCAGGAUCGAGAACACGACCUUGGGAAUAGACGGUGGUAAUUUGCAGACAACAAUCUCAUGGGAACCAGCAUGGGACAGAACGUGUUUCUACGAAGUUGUUUCCUGGAUCGGCACGACUUAUCCUCAGGAAAUUUCCAUAAGAGAGCCACGGAAGUUCCAGCACGUUCAGGAUUCCCUGGAGUUCGGAACUGACUAUUAUGUCAGCAUUACGGGAAGGAGUCAAGACAGCCGGAGGGAGAGCGCUGCGUCUUGGUUAAAUUUCUCAACUCCCACAUGCCUCCAGUAUUAUCAAAAUGACCUUACAAAAUGUGUUCCACCGAAGCCAAGCAAUUUAUCUGUAGAAGAGGAGAUAGGCACUUCUCGACUUUACGAUGUAACCGUGUCCUGGGCCCCCUCGACGCCUCAACCUUCAUUUCACGAGGUCAUUUUGACAAGAACGGCACCUGAUAUUUUUACCCUGGCUCAUAACAACGUUACUGGGAACUUGACUUGGGCGACAUUUACUGCGUUGGAUGUGGGUUCUGAGUACGAAGUAAGAGUACGUGCGGUCUCGCCAGCUGGAUACAGCGAAACCGCCAUGGCCAGCAGAAUAACUGUGGGCUACCUCAACGGAACUCCACCGUCAUAUCCAGUGAACCCCGCGUGGGGUGACGGUACCCUCUCGCUAGUUAUACUGCUGCCAACUGUGCUCAUCGUAGCGUCAGCUGGGUUCUGCAUGUAUGCGUACUGUCGCCAUGGCAAACUACUUCGUCACGAAAGGAGAUUUCAGUAUAUCGAGACGCUGGACCAGAAAGCAUCCGUACGAAGAGCGUGCUCCGAGUCUGAGGAAUAUGACCUGGAUUUCGAUGCGAAGUGGGAGAUCCCUGGAGAGAACCUUGUCCUUGGGAACGUUCUAGGACAAGGAGCCUUCGGCGUUGUUCGCAAAGGGGUGCUUCAAGAAGGCGACGUCUGGCGAGACGUGGCAGUCAAGAUGUUAAGAGAGGAUCCGACCACAGAGGACCUGAGGCAGUUCAAACAAGAAAUCUACAUGAUGCAGUCAGUGGGUCGACACCCGAACAUCGUGUCUCUCAUUGGCUGCUGUUCGCGAGACGGCCAGUUGAGGCUUGUGGUCGAGUACUGCACCCAGGGAGACCUACUCACCUUCCUGCGCAAGAAUUGGAAAGAGAUGACGAAUACUAGCAGAAAACAAUCUGAAACCUGCAGUAGCGGCGGCGGGAAGCAAUAUCAGCGAGUGCAGUAUGCGGAGCUUCUAACCCAGGAAGACACAGGUGACAGUGAAUCCGUCAACCACUAUCCCGGGUUGGUGGUGAACCAGAUGUAUGACAUCAUGAAUGAUUCUGUAUUACGCUCAGCUGUUGAUGGCAGUUCACAGCAAAAGAGGAAGCAGCUCUCGCCGGCAGAUCUCCUGUCCUUCGCGAGACAAAUUGCAACGGGCAUGGAGUACCUAGCAAGCAACCGCGUAGUGCAUAGAGACCUGGCUGCAAGGAAUGUUCUGGUAUGUGCGGACAAAACCGUCAAGAUUUCUGACUUCGGACUGAGCCGUGACAUUUAUGAAGAAAAUAUUUACCGUAAGGAAGGAUCCGGGAGACUGCCAGUCAAAUGGAUGGCCCUGGAAUCGCUCUUGCAUCAAGUGUACACCACACAAAGUGACGUGUGGUCAUUCGGAAUAUUGCUAUGGGAAAUUGUGACUCUUGGGGGUAACCCAUACCCAGGCAUCCCCACAAAUAAAUUGUUCAGUCUUCUGAGAGAAGGAUACCGAAUGGAAUGUCCGGCCAUUUGCAGUAAUGAAUUGUACAAUAUUAUGUUGGCUUGCUGGAAAACGAAGCCCAAAGAUCGGCCGACAUUUGCGGAACUGCACAAAAUGCUUGAUGAGCUUCUGGAGAUCUCAUCUCCUCAAAAGUACUUGAACCUCAAUCUAUCCAUUUACAAGAGUGAAUUGAAGAACUUCCCAAAAAGCAAACAACACUCCAGUGCAGCCGAACCAUCCAUUUCCUGUAGUGGGAGGGAGAACACGGAUGUUCGACAAAUGGGUGAGACACGAAUAAGCACGGAAUUCUACGAAGGCCCCGAUCCGCGGGCCCCUUAGCAUCGAAACAGAUUUACUGAGAAGGUUGUAACACAGAUACCGGCAUUUCAGAGCUACAUGCUGCCUCCACUUCUGGAGUCAAUCAUGAAGCGAACAAGAUUACAC
Molecule: messenger RNA, 3126 nt
Organism: Cryptotermes secundus
Lineage: Eukaryota; Metazoa; Arthropoda; Insecta; Blattodea; Kalotermitidae
Gene: tor
Product: tyrosine-protein kinase receptor torso
Exons: 22
Coding region: 295-3021 (908 amino acids)
Biological process (GO): cell surface receptor protein tyrosine kinase signaling pathway; protein phosphorylation; positive regulation of kinase activity
Cellular component (GO): signaling receptor complex
Molecular function (GO): ATP binding; transmembrane receptor protein tyrosine kinase activity; protein binding
Source: RefSeq, a predicted model, not a curated record